AUGUCAUCCAUUCCUGGCUCGCCUGUUCGAGCCGACCGGAACGCUCGCUCCAUGUUGGAGUCUCAAGACGUACUGGAUAAUGCCAAUAGUCAAUCAUUCAACUCCAACGGAAAGAACGUUGCUGGCAGCCCUGCCAGCAGUAUCCUUGAUGGCAGUAUUAAUAGCGCGCUCACUGAGGGUGGCCAGAGUGUCAGCAGUUUAGGAGGACUGAACCAUGUCAAUGAUGGUGUCAGUGGUUCGACAGUUCAACGGAGAAUGUCAAGAGCAUACGACCCCAACAACGAGCUUCUGAACCAGCAACUAGGCUCAAUGGAAGACAACCAAAGGGUCAACACAUCUGCGCGUGCCAGAGCAUUGUCCUCGGGUUCAAUCCAAGUGGACGACACCAUACUCGUAGCUGAGAAAGAGUCAUGUUGGAAGACAUGGCUACGGAAAAAGGUUCCUAUGUAUGGAUGGCUCUACAACCCAGGAUACAGCCUCAUAAAUCUGCCAGAUGACCUCAUUGCGGGCAUCACCAUAUCUACUGUUGUUAUCCCUCAGAGUAUGGCGUAUGCUAUGCUCGCACCUCUGCCUCCCGUGUAUGGUCUUUAUACAUCCGUUGUUCCCAUUUUGAUUUAUUGCAUCUUUGGUACAAGUCGACACAUGCAUACGGGUACAUUUGCAAUUACAACGCUGCUUCUAGGUCAGGCGGUGCGUGGCCUAAUGGCGCAGAAUACCCUGUCAGGCCCAUCUGACCAAUUCAAUCUCUUCAGCGCAUUGUUUAACGACGCUCAGGCCCUCACUAUGGCAACAUCUGAAGACCCUGAGUAUGAGAGACGAUUCAUUGGUAUGCUUCUCAUGCUCUCGUUCGUGGUCGGUCUAGUUCAAGUCAUUAUGUCGUUCCUUCGGGUUGGAGGAUGGGCAUCUAAACAUCUACUACCGGAUGCUCUUGUCGGUGGUUUCAACACAGCCGCUGUUUUUCACAUUGGAACAUCUCAACUGAAACAUUUUUUGGGAAUCAAGUCUAUGCCGUCUUCUCAAGGCGCUUUUGCACUUUUAAAGUCUUGGAUUUGGAUCGCGACUCAUUUUCUUGAGGAAACCAACUGGUACACAGUCUUGCUGGGGUCCAUCGCUAUCAUAUUCAUGCUUAUCAUGCGAAAAUUAGAGCGAAAAAGAAAAGCCGCUUACGAGAUUCAACAGCGAAAGAAGGAAAUGAUGCUUGUCCAACAGAGACAGGCAAUAUCUGCAGCAAUCGCUAGGGAUCGCGAACAGCGACGAGGGCAACAGCCACCAGGAACUGAUUCCCAUGUUUCUAAUAAUACACUUCUGGCACUAUAUUCCGAUUCUCCUUCCUCAAGCACGGUAGCAUCCAGCACUUCGCUUCGAACGGCUCAUGGAAAUCUAGAAACUGGAUCAUUCUCCAAUAAUACUAGAGAGCAUGGUGACGUCGAGCAGGCUCUGGUGGAUGAAGGCUUGAACUCAACAACUGCAGAGGAUCACCAGAUCUAUAUUCCUAUCCCUGACAUCCUGUUAGCUGUAAUCAUCCUGACGAUCGUAAAUGUUGCCUUCUCUCUUGAUACCCCACGGUCAGAAGGCGGCUGGGGCAUUGAUGUGAUUGGACCGAUCCCGAAAGGCUUACCAAAGAUUAUUUUCCCUGCAAGUCUGAUCACAUCUGGAUCGGAGGAAUGGAUGACACUUGAGUUUGUCAAAACAGUUUUGCUACCAAUGGUGCAACCCGGGCUACUGAUCGCUGUCAUUAUCUACGUUAUGUCUUUCUCUAUUGCCAAGCAAUUUGGAAAGCGAUACGGAUACAAAGUUGAUCCAAAUCAGGAAAUGCUUGCGUUAGGACUCGCGUCGAUGGGUGGCUCCAUCUUCAGCGGAUAUGCAUGCACAGGCAGCCUAACCAGGACCGCAAUUUUGGCCCAGUCUGGUGGCAAGACUCCAUUGGCAAGCAUGGUUGGUGUCAUGACAGUCACUCUGACCCUUGUGUGCCUGACUUGGUGCUUUGAGCGUGUCCCUAAUGCUGUAUUGGCGGCGAUUGUCUUAGUAGCGCUACAGUCUCUGAUCAUGCAAAUUAACGAGCCAUUCAAACUUUGGAGAUUAGGCCAGCAAAAGGCCUCUUUUAUUUGGAGCGUCACUUUUGUGGCAGUACUUAUAAUCAGCGUUGAGCUAGGAAUUGGUAUUGGAAUCGGGGCUGUCUUGUUAUCAACGGCGUAUUCCUGGUUCAUGGAUUAUCGUCAUGAAGACGAACCAUUGCUCAGGAAUCGGCGCCAUCAUCGCCCUUCCGGGCUGGAGCAAGAGCAAAAUAACAAUAUCGAUAGACAGAACCAUAGAAGCGGUGUUCGGCUUUCUGCUCCUGCGUCUCCUGUCUUGCGAGGAGUGGAUUGGAAGACAAAAAUGAUGAGAACAAAGUGGGGUGGACGCAUAGGUUCUUUCUUUGGCCUGGAACGUCCAAUUUUUUCCGAUUCGACUAAUACAGAUGACGAGCAUCAACCCGAGCAUCACUAG
Molecule: messenger RNA, 2487 nt
Organism: Lobosporangium transversale
Lineage: Eukaryota; Fungi; Mortierellomycota; Mortierellomycetes; Mortierellales; Mortierellaceae
Product: sulfate transporter family-domain-containing protein
Exons: 2
Coding region: 1-2487 (828 amino acids)
Biological process (GO): transmembrane transport
Cellular component (GO): membrane
Molecular function (GO): chloride transmembrane transporter activity; secondary active sulfate transmembrane transporter activity; oxalate transmembrane transporter activity
Source: RefSeq, a predicted model, not a curated record